AUGGAUCCAGAACAAGCACCAAAGCAGGAGAGCCCACAACCAUUCAAUGCCGAUAGAGUCGACUUUGCCGAGACCAUCGGUGGGUCUCACACCCGCAAGUAUCUAAAUCAGCAUGUAACACCUGCCCUUCUUGAAGGGAUGCGGCUUGUUGCCAAAAACAAACCCAGCGAUCCGCUCAGAUACCUAGGUGAAUACCUUAUCAAAGCGGGUGAAGACCAAGACCAGCCUACAAACAGCAGCAGUCAGCCAAACGGCUCUGCUUCUCAAAACUAA
This is a messenger RNA of Lachancea thermotolerans CBS 6340, 273 nucleotides long. RefSeq names its product Sdc1p (gene SDC1). The coding region runs from base 1 to 273 and encodes 90 amino acids. NCBI's taxonomy places the organism in Eukaryota, Fungi, Ascomycota, Saccharomycetes, Saccharomycetales, Saccharomycetaceae. The record is from RefSeq and is a predicted model, not a curated record. The transcript has a single exon.